UCGCGCACGUAGGAAAUAAUGACUUGCGGCGCAGUUGCAUUUGUAGUCUACAGAACGAGCGCUCGUUUAUUCAGUUAAAAUGAUUGGAUCCCAACAGUCUCUGAAUUAAGUUUUUCACGCCGCAUGGGAAUAUUUAUUUUCUGGAUCCCGGUUGAACUCUAUUCAUACUCGGUGUUGAGGAUUUGUUGAUUUUCGGAUACUUCUGGAAUCAUUAAAGGGACGCACGUUGAAGCAGAUUCGGUUCCUCUUCUUUCGAACGUCAGUUUCCGUACAUGGCCCCGUCAGAUACUUGAUGGCGAUGGCAACAGUUUUGUGGAACAUAACUGCUUGCAGUUUAUUAAACGGCACAUUUCACCAAGGACGUAUUCAAUGAGCGACUUCACAAGACGUGUCUGAACAUCCACAGAACCCCUUUUUCUGACAGGCGUUGUUGGUGUUCACAUUGCAUCGCAGUCAACAAGAAGAACGUGUAUGAUUCAGACAGUUCAAUCUCCCUUUGUAAAUAAGCGAUGACAUCUGUGUGGAAAAGAUUACAACGGCAUGGCAAAAAAGCCACAAAGUUUCAGUUUGUCGCUUCUUACCAAGAACUUGUCUUGGAGUGUACCAAAAAAUGGCAGCCAGACAAGCUGAGAGUGGUAUGGACCAGGAGGAAUCGACGCAUGUGCUCCAAGCUUCAUGGGUGGCAGCCGGGCAUCAAGAACCCGUACAGAGGCAUGGUGGUCUGGCCUGUGCCCGAGAACGUGGACAUCACCGUCACACUCUUCAAGGACCCUCAUUCAGAUGAAUAUGAAGAUAAAGACUGGACUUUUGUCCUUGAGAAUGAGUCGAAGGGCCACCGCAAGGUGCUGGCCUCGGCGGACAUCAACAUGAAGAAGUUUGCCAGCCCCACCCCCACGCAGACGGACCUGACGCUGAAGCUGAAGCCUCUGUCAGUGAAGGUGGUGGAGGCCACGCUGAAGCUCUCGCUCUCCUGCGUCUUCCUCCGCGAGGGCAAGGCCACAGAUGACGACAUGCAGAGCCUGGCCAGUCUGAUGAGCGUGAAGCCCUCGGACAUCGGCAACCUGGACGACUUCAACGAGAGCGAUGAGGAGGAAGACAGGAGGUCCAGCACAGGAGCUACCAUCGGCAGCGCAGCACGUCGUCUAUCUGGGUGCCCCGUGCACAGUCAAGAAAAGAAGUCUGCCUUUGUCAAGCCUCUGCCAAUAGCCAGUGAGAAAGGGAAGGUCAGCCAUGUUGCAGGCCCUUUCCGUCUCUCUGGCAAGUCGACUACUAACCCUGACAUGCCACCCCGCCCUCCGCUGCCCACCCCUCCAUCCCCGCGUGCCAUCUCAGCCGCCCGUGCCGGUGCCGGUGCCGGUGCCGGUGCCGGUUUCAGACCUCCGCGCCCUCUCCAGCCCCCAACGCAGUCCGCGCCGCGCCCCUCCCCUGACCUCCCCCGCUCCACCACAGCUGCCACUGGGGCACAGGCACAGCCCCCGGCACUGCCCAAAAUCUUCCAGUCCUCCCCUGGCAAAGUGCCUCCCUCUUUCCCUCGGAUGCCAGGCCCUGCAGACUCCGAGGCACCGGCCGGGGCCGCGGCUGUGGUGGCCCUUGACUAUCCCCAGAUCAGACCAGUGUCCUCCUCUGGCACGUCUGCCACCAAAUCCAAAUCUAAAUCUAAAUCCUCUUCCUCUCUUCCACUGUCUCAACCUCCUCCCUCGCUUCCUACUGCUGCCGCCUCUAAAGCUCGCUCCAACAUCUUCCAGCCCAAGAUAGUGACCCAGAACCUUCAGCCUCAGCGCCCCUCCUCCCCCUCCCCUGCUCCUCCUACUCCCCCCUCCUCGGGCUCCCUCUCUGAGCGCAGAAUCCCCCUGACCACCCUCUCCGAAAAAGCCCCCACGCUCUUGAAGAUCCUGGCCACCAACCCGGAGCCAGCGCUCGUCAAGCCAACCCAGAGGAAGAUGAGCAAUGACUCCUCCUCCUCCUCCUCCAUCCCUCCUCCCUCCACCUCUGGCCUCUCCCCUUCCUUCUUCUGCCCGCCUGCCCACAACUCCAUAGCGCCCAUCCCGCUCCUCACCAGCCCCAACCUGGAGGCCCUGUGCGACCCUUCUUGCUCCUCCUCCUCGCCCUCCCCUCCCACCUCCCCUGCCUCCUCUUUUCUCUCUCUCUCCCCUCCUCUCCCGUCCUCCCCUGAGCCGUGCGCUAUGUCCCCCUUGCCAGACCUCACCGGUGGAUCCACCCUCCCCUCCGCUGCCCUCCAUAGCCGUGUGCCUGCCGCCCCCUCUGUUUUGUCCUAUACCUAUUUCCCCAUAUCUGCCAUCCCAUCUGCCCCUGUCUCCACCUCUGCUGCUCCAGCUCCAGACCUGUCUCUCUCUGCUUCAGCUGCGCUUAGCUCUAAGCCUGUGUCUGCUACUGCCUCUGCUUCUGCUUCUGCCUAUGUUACUGCUGCUACUGCUACUUUUGCCAUCUCCCCUUCACAGUCCAGUCAUGCCCUGUCAGACAUGCACAGGGAACUGGGCACAUUAACAGAAGAGGAACAACCAGCUUCACCAACUACAGACUUCAAGAGUUCUGGAGCCCAGGGUCCUUUGACACUGAGACAUGGAGAUGAGUCUCCUCGAGCCUCCCGUGCCAUCGGCAGCAUCGACACUGCCAACCAGACCCCCUCGCCGCCGUCCUUCACCAGCACGAGCACCACACAUGUCACCAUAGACACAACCAAAGGCCUUGGGCAGGGAGGUUGUCCGGCAGCUGAGGUCCAGUCACCCAAAACGAUCCCGCCUGACGUCCCCCCAGCGCCUUGGCCUUUCUCAUCCCCUGAGCCGGCACCAACUGUGACCCCCCCAGCCACCACCACCACCGCGUCCCUGUCUCAGAAGGCCCCCAUGACCGUCCCAAGCCACGCUGAUGUCUUUGUGGCAGAAAAGCCACCAUUGGCGGAGGAAGAAGAUGAUUUCAAAGAGCCGAUCAUAGACAUACCAAGUAAACCUAUUGACACUGACAAAAAGAAAGUGUCAUCAUCACCACCACAGAAAUCGUUCUUUGUUGCAGAAAAGCCAAGCAAACCAGUCGAAACUGAGAAAAAAGUAUCAUCCCCACAGAAAUCACCCUUCGUUGCAGAAAAGCCGCCACUGGCUGAGCAUGAACCAGACCUUAAGACAGCUGAUCAUGAAGUAAAAGAGAGCCCUGUUCAGACUGGACUACCAUUAGUGUCACAGAGUACUAAGGACGAUAUCAACCAGUUUGGAAUUUCUGUGGGAAUGAAAGUAGAUAAAUCGAUCCCUGAGAGAGUAGACACGUGUCCUGAUCUCAACAGAUCAGAUGAGGAUAAGGAAAAGAUGAAAAGCCUCUCGUCGUUUUCCGCCACAGAGGAGCCUAGCAUUCCUGUGCCUAUGGUAGCAUCUCCCCACCAGAAGGAUACAGCUCAAAACAUCUCAAAAGAAACACGGCCACCUUGGGUUGAAGAAAUAUCUCGUGAUGGCGAUGGAAAACUCCCUAAGAAAGACAGUGAUCACAGACCCCAGCACUUUGCUCAGUUCCCCAUGGCCCAGUUUGACGCAAAAGUGGCCGAACACAUAAAUGCAAAUGACAACAGCCGCACACUGGACAUGAUGGCAGGACGCCUGGAGAAGAAAGAUGAGGAACAGAAGAAGGCAGUCGUUAAUGUGACUGACAAAGGCGCAAAAGAAAAGACUGCAGCAGUUAAACCCCUUCCAGUGCAAAGCAAACAGGGUGCUAGAAAAAGUAUGGAAAAGCCCCAAAAAAGUCCAGAGCUGCCAGAACUGGCAGUCCAAACUGAAAAGCCCACUCAACCCAAAACGAGAGACACAGAUGCUGGCAAUUUACCCAAACUCCAGGGAAUUCCAGCCCUGGCCACAGAAUCAAUGCCAGAGAAACAACAGCAAACAGAGCCAGCUCCGAGUGAGGUCAGCACUAAACACUCAGUGAAAGGCAAACCAAAAGCAGUCAAUUUGGACAUGCUAGCCCCUAAACAUGAGGCGGUCUGUGCUGAACGGCCUCUUUGGGCUGCGCUGGAAGUGAAGAGUAAGGACUCUGUGCCAGCAUCGAUAAUUAGGGAGACUGUUCCUGAGGUGCAGCCUGUUGUUGAUAAAGAGGAGAGGGUGGAUGGGGCCUCGACUCUGGCAGAACUGGAAUCCAUAGAAACAAGACCGAUCAAAUCCAAGCCUGUCCAAAAGCCUGGCCUCAAGGAAGAAGUGGACAAAGUUGACAGCGACUUGAAAGACUUCAAACCCUCAAAGUCUGCUCCACUGAAGAUCACAUCCUCAACAUCUGAUACCCAACCCUCUGCUGGGCCUGGGCCCCAACGGCUUAUUCCCAAAGCCAGUCCUAAAACAGCAAAGGUUGAGAGUGACCUGAAAGACAUCAAACCCCCAAAGUCUGGUUCACUGAAGCUCAUAUCCCCAGUAUCUGAUCAGCCAUCUACAGUGUCACAACCGCUUACUCCCAAAGCUAGUUCUAAGACAGCAAAGGUUGACAGUGACCUGAAAGACAUCAAACCCUCAAAGUCUGGUUCACUGAAUCUCAUAUCCCCAGUAUCUGAUCAGCCAUCUACUGGGUCACAACGGCUUACUCCCAAAGCUAGUCCCAAAACAGCAAAGCUGCCAUUUGGUACUCUAUUACCCGCAAGUGGUAAUUUGCCUCAUACAGUUGAAGCAGAUGAUAGUGAGCCAGAGUUUGAGGACCUCAAGCCCCUUCACAUAGAGGAAGCUCCCAUUGAGGCGGAGGUUAAUUUUUGGGCAGCUUUAGAAGACACAGUCACGGAAAGCUCCAAAGAAGUGAAAGGAGCAGGCUUACUGGAGCCUACCAUUGUUUCUGAUACCAGUGUUGCCGGAGGGGGCACAUCUGAACAAGACAAAGAACAUCACAUGAAGACAAGAAAGAAGUCUUGUCCUAUCUCAACACCUUUGGAUGAAUUAGACAAACAUAUACCCAAAGCCCCUGUGACAAGUGAAGUUCCAUCUAGCAGUGCUCUACCAAGUAAUAGUCAGACCACUUCAUACAUCAGCGAAGUUCCAUCUAGCAGUGCUCUACCAAGCCCUAGUCAGACAACUUCAUACUUUGAACUGUCAGUCGACAAACUGUUGCCAGAAUCCACAGACAAACCCAAUAAAACCUUGUCUGAGCAAGGUCUUCCAUCCGAAGACUUAAAAGCUAAUUUUGAACCCAAUGAUGAGACUAGCCAUCGAAGAAGCAGUUAUGGAGAGUUUAUGGGAGGGGGGCUGGACACAGAAGUGCCAAACUACAUGGGUUCAUCAGAGGACUUGUACUUCCCAGCCAGGGAAGAUGAUGUGUCUCCGUUGCCCCCCAGUUUCAUGAGCACCCUUGUGGGCGUCCUCUAUAAAGGUUAUGAGACGGUGACCUCCAUACUCCAGCAGGUCCCCUCUGAGCCUGACCGCGUCAGUCUCUCUGGGUCAAGCAUUCACGAGAGCACAGAGCUAGACCUACUCCCACCAGAGGAGUUCUGUGAUGCUCUGGAGGCACUGUCUGAAGAUGAAUGGCUAGAACCUCCAGAUGUGCUGCCAUCUGUAGUCAAGGAGCGAAGUGCCCAGAAGACCAAGCUAGUUUCAACUGUUGGACGUCCCUCCCUGAUGCUAGCGGAAAACUUGCGAAAAGCUGCCUCAGACGAAGAGAAAGUCCAAACGGGCUCGCAUCGUCGAGAACUCAGUGAUGAUGAGAAGAAGACAUCUGCUGCCACGCCAAAAGGAGACACAGAAAUGUCCAAUACGUGCUCUGCAAAGGCGGAAUCUUGGCUCUCUCAGACAGGAACAGACCCUGAUGUCAAAGACACAACAUCUUACCAGAAACAUACCAUGGGCAGCAGCAGAAGAAGCAAAGAGAAGGAAGACAAACUUAUACGUGUCCCGUCCAGCAACAGCUUGGAUACCUGGACAGAGGAUGUGGAGUUUGCAGAAGGCCAAGAGGACAUUGGCACAGUUUGGGAGCUGGAUUUGUACAUGGAUAGGGGCCCAGAGGAAAGCCCUGAGCCCCCUGCACCUCAACUUGAACCCGUUUCCCCCAUUCCCACCGCCCCCUCAUCAGAACAAAAGCCACCAUCACCUGAGCAGAAUGUGGAAUGGUCACAAAUGGUGAAAAUGGCCAGAUCAGAUUCCCAGAUCAAAACGGUCAGGCCAGAAGAGAACUCCCAAAACUCCUCAUACAUAUCAAGUAAAGAAAAGCCCCAGUCACAACCAGAGAGCACUGUCAGUGUUUCAUCUGAAGCGGAUAAACAGAAUGACGCAAAAACAACGCCAAUUCCAGUUCCUCUUCAGGAGGAGGAGGGGCGCAGUAGAACUGAAAAGGCUAGCAGGCCCGCUCAAGAACCCGAGGAACUAGCUCCAGCUCAGGGUAGCAAAAAGCCCAGCAAAACAGACUCUUUAAACCAAGACACAGAAAUCUUGCCAGAAGCUGGUAUUCGGCCUACUAAAGCAGCCACUAAAGGUACUAAGAAAGAAAGCAGUGAAAAGGGCAGCGGCACAUCCGAGGCAGCAGCAACAGUAAAUCAAGUGGAGACAGAAGCAGAGGCCAGGCGAUCCCCCAUCCUCGCCAUGGCAACCACGCCCUUGGCCAGCGUGCUCGUCACAGCCCGAGAGGCCCACGAAGAACACACAUUCCAAGAGGGCAUGCAGGAAGAGGAUAAGGAAGAGGAGGCUGUGUCAGGGAACGAUGCCCCUCCAAAGAGCUCGGUCGUGCCCUGGCCUCUCCCGCCCUCUCAGUCCUCAGAAUCCGAGCCCACCACAGGCGAAGUAGAGGAGGAGGCACCUGCUAGUAGGGACAACACCUCUUCUAGAGAUGCCUCUUCCCCCAGGGUCACGUCCUCCUCCUCCCCCAGGCUCACCUCCCCCUCCAGGCUGUCCGAGGAGGAGAGCGUCCUGCUGGCCAAGAUCCUUCAGAUGGGGCAGGACUCCCCGGAGCCCAGCGCCCGCACCAGGAAGCGUCUCGCUUACAUCGCCCCAGACGUCGCCCCCACUCCGAGCCCGACACCCACACCGACGCCAGAGCCGGAUACUCAGCCUGACCACGAUGAGACAGACACGUCUCCUGCUCCCACAACACCUACAGUCACUGAGGGAAAAGAGGAUGAAGUUGUGUCGAAUUCAACUAUUCGUCAAGAGACAAGCAAAGAUGGUGGGCAUGAGUGCACAAUGCUUGUGACAGUUGAGAGGGAGCCACCCGAAGUCAAACUCCUCGAGCCCUCUCUCUCGACUCCAGAUCUGCUGCUGAACACCAUAGCUGUGGUGCCUGUGCCAGAGCCGCCAUCGCUGGAGAAAACCCCCAGUGACAUAACUCCACCUCCACCACCUCCAACGCCUCAGAUCACAGCGGAAGCAGGCCUCGGUUCAGAACAGGCCGCAGAUGUUGUUGUUGCCAUGGCCGCUUCAGAAAUGAGCAGCGGCGCUGAGGCAAGAGCCAGUUCUGAACCAGACGUGCAGAUUUGUCCCAGCGGCGAGAGCUUGUCGGGAGACAAGGAGCAGAAGCAGAAGCAGGAGCAGGAGUCAGGGGCUGAAGUGGGUGAUGCGAGGGAAGAGGAAAAUCAGUUAGAGAAGCAGGAAGAAAGUCAAUCUGUUGCUGCAAAUAUCGCGGAAGACUUGUCACUGCAGGUGAUCAAAGAGGAAGCCCCUGAACCACAGGUUGCCUCUGGCCCCGAUGCACCAUCGAGUCCCACCGUGGCUGAGCCACAAACCAAUGGCCAGGUUCCACUGGAUACGACUCCCGCCAUCACAGAUGCUGCCCCGCCAAGCGAGGAGGCUCCCAGGCGCAGCAAGAAGGGCAUCCCUCCGCCUGUCGUGCUUCCAGAUGAGGGCAUCACCACAGGACCCUCUGCCCAGCAGAUUCCUCCACCAUUGCCCAGCCCGUGCUUGGUGAACUCCAGCAAGUCCCUUCUGGAGUGGUGCCAGGAGGUCACCCAGGACUACAAGGGCGUCAAGGUCACCAACUUCAGCACCUCGUGGCGGAACGGCCUGGCCUUCUGUGCCAUCCUCCACCACUUUCACCCUGAUAAAAUAAACUUUGAAAUGCUGGACCCUUAUGAGAUCAAAUCUAACAACAAGAAGGCUUUCGACGGCUUCGCCGCUCUCGGCAUCGCCCGGCUUCUGGAACCCUCGGACAUGGUCCACCAGGCCGUUCCGGACCGGCUGAUCGUCAUGACGUACCUCUGCCAGAUCCGCGCCCACUUCACCGGCCAGGAGCUGAGCGUCCUGCAGAUCGAGAAGAACAGCAGCCAGACCAGCUACACCGUGGCGGAGAGCGGCAAGGAGCACGACGCCGACGCCACGGCCCGCUUCUGCGCCGAGCGACUUCAGGCCGGCGCGGUCAUAGCGGACGCCAACGGGAAGGCGGUUGAGACGGGCGACGGUACCGACGGGACAUCCAAGCCGGCCCUGGUGGCUCCGCCACGGACUAAGCGCUUAAGCUCGAGGGAGGAUAAGGGUGGUAGUAGGGAUGGGGGUGAGAAGGCUGGGGAGGCCCAGACGCCGGUGGCCCCUCCGAGGCCAAACGCCUCCGCUGCCAAGUCGGGAUUCGGUCACGUGCGAGACGCUGACCUCAUGAAGAAGCGGCGUAGGAUGAAGAGCGAGUCCAGCCUGGAUGAGACAGACAACAUAGAGGGAGGAGAGGCUCCUAAAGACGGGACAACUGGAGAGGGGAAAAAUGGCUUCACUGCUGGGAAAGACUCCACAGAGCACAGCAAGGACAGGAGAGAGGCGGAUGAAGAGACGCCGCGCCUCCAGGACACCAGUCAGUACGUGGUGAGUGAACUGAGGGCCCUGGAGAGUGAGCAGAGGCACAUCGACAACAGGGCUGCCAUCGUGGAGAGGAGGCUACGCUGGCUGAUGGAGACAGGUAGCGAUCGUGACGAAGAAGAGAGACUUAUCCAGGAGUGGUUCAUUCUUGUAAACAAGAAAAACGCCCUGAUCAGAAGACAAGACAACCUGGAACUCUUGCAAGAGGAACAGGAUUUGGAGAGGCGGUUUGAACUGCUGACCAGGGAACUCAGAGCCAUGAUGGCUGUGGAAGAUUGGCAGAAGACCCAGGCCCAGCAGCACAGGGAGCAGCUGCUUCUACAGGAGCUGGUGUCACUGGUGAACCAGAGAGACGAACUCGUACGGGACAUGGACGCUAAAGAGAGAGGGGCCGUGGAGGAGGAUGAGCGCUUGGAGCGAGGCCUGGAGCAGAGGCGACAGAAAUACAACAACAAGGACAAAUGUGUGCUGCAAUAAAGGGACUACUAUGGAGAGCAGAAUGUGAAAAAAGUUCUGUGUUAUCAUCCCUUGGAUGCCUGGUGGACUAUAAUCUCUCACAUCUUCG
Molecule: messenger RNA, 9303 nt
Organism: Engraulis encrasicolus (European anchovy)
Lineage: Eukaryota; Metazoa; Chordata; Actinopteri; Clupeiformes; Engraulidae
Gene: ehbp1l1b
Product: EH domain binding protein 1-like 1b
Exons: 30
Coding region: 510-9215 (2901 amino acids)
Biological process (GO): actin cytoskeleton organization
Cellular component (GO): filamentous actin; microtubule organizing center
Molecular function (GO): protein binding
Source: RefSeq, a predicted model, not a curated record